Messenger RNA from Laccaria bicolor S238N-H82, 3675 nucleotides. RefSeq lists its product as uncharacterized. Lineage: Eukaryota; Fungi; Basidiomycota; Agaricomycetes; Agaricales; Hydnangiaceae. Gene Ontology annotation, biological process: rRNA processing; tRNA export from nucleus. Gene Ontology annotation, cellular component: UTP-C complex; small-subunit processome; CURI complex. The record is from RefSeq and is a predicted model, not a curated record. Bases 1 to 3675 code for a protein of 1224 amino acids. The transcript is spliced from 12 exons.
AUGACGCAGAAUCUCAAGAGAAAGAGGGAAAACCAAUUGGCGUCUCGAAAGACGCGGAAAGUCGAGGAGGAGCCCGACGAUGAAACUGCCUUAGACGUCGAAGAACAUGGCGGGAACUCGGGCGCAGAAGAUGGGCUUUCAGAUUACGGGGACAUGAUAGAAGACGAUGCCGAGGCAGAGUGGGGAGGGGUUACGGGAGGCCAGGCGGACGUUGGGGAGGAGCAUCGCCCAGGUACCAAACCAAAGAAACCACCAACUGGCGAGGAGUUACGAGCGAUAAAAGACGCAGCGGAUUUGUUUAGGUCCGGCUCUUUCAAACUGCAGAUCGACGCAUUAUUGCCCAAUAUUCGCCCCAAAGCGUCCAGAAUACCCCCGCUGGAUCGCAUCCUUCUCUCUCUUCACACAUUCUUAAUGGGAAUACCCUCGGUCUCGCCCCAGCAUCCCCUUGAAGCAGCACGAAAGCUUUUAAAGAAAGGUGUUGCAGUGCCUUACUCGCUACCUCUGCCCACAGAGGACACAAACUGGAAGGUCGCGUUCGACAGCCCAAGCGAUAUCACACUAGCUGGGAGUUGGGCGAAUAAAGUCAGCGUUAAACUAAAGGAUGGAUUGAAGUUUGGUGUCGACCUUGCGGUGGAGAUGCCGAACAGUCUUUUCCAAGAAAAGGACUAUCUUAAUGGGCGAUUCUUCCACAAGCGAUCAUUCUAUCUCGCAACAAUUGCCGCAGCGAUCCAGAACCCCAAGUCAGGCUUCAAUGUGGAGGUUUACUAUGAAUCUUUGCUUGAGGAUGUACGUCUGACGAAGUUGGUCCUCAUUCCAAAAUCCGACGGUCCCCAUACUGAUUUCACAAAGCUCAAUGCUCAAGUAAACAUCAUCCCCGUUCUAUCGCCCUCAUCUCCAAUUCCCCUCCACCGGCUAUCCCCCUCGCACUCAAAUAUCCGCAUAAGCGCAAACGAAGAUGCCAAGCCACCAACACCCCUGUACAACAACGCCCUUCUCCGCUCAUUUACACCAAAAUCGCAUCUGCUGACCACUUACUCGUUGAAGGAGGAAAGCCCGGCUUUCGCAGACGCGUUAACGUUGCUUCGAAUAUGGGCCAACCAACGCGGUUUCAGCGAGGGUUCAAGGUUCUGUGUUCGAGGGUUCGAGGGUUCUGGCCCUUUCUGGGUGGGCCUCUUAGCGUUGCUUAUGAAAGGGGAAGAACCGCGCGCUUCAGACUCAAAAUACACGAAGAGAAGACCGUUGGGGAAGGGUUUAAGUUCCUACCAGUUGUUCAAGGCUGCGUUGGACUGCCUAGCCAAACAUCCCUUCGGCAAAUCACCUCUCUUCGUAAAGGCCAAAGAUGGGCAUCGGUUCCCACCAGAGGAGUACGAAGGCCAUGAAGCUGUGCUGGUCGACUCGGGCUCAUUCGUUAACUUGCUUUCUGGAGUACCGCUGGGCUCCGUCAAACUGCUUCAAUACGAAGCAUCCAAAACUCUGGAGAUCUUGAAUGAGACGACGAUAACGGGAGAUCCUUUCACAGAAGUUUUCCUCAAGGACAAUCGCGAUUUGUCAACCAGAUUUGAUGUUGUUCUUCGCGUCGAUCUUUCGUCUGCUAAGCCUCGCUCUUCGUCUAUCCAAACUACGCUCGACUCGGGAUCGACUUCUACGGCUCUGAUGUCAUCACUUGGCUCUUUGGUCAGUCGAGGUCUCGGAGAUCGCGUCCAAGCUGCCGCAAUCCUUCACCCUUCCCCUGCAGCGCGAUCAGUAUCUCAAGCCCACCCCUUGGUACCCGAUGUUAUCGUCAUCGGUCUUGUCCUUGAUCCUCAAAACGCAUUCCGCCUCGUUGAUCACGGUCCUGCAGCUGACGACGAAGACCAGGUUGCCCUCAACGACUUCCGGGAGCUCUGGGGAGGCAAGUCCGAGCUUCGUCGAUUCAAGGACGGGAGGAUAAUUGAAAGUGUUGUUUGGGAGGUCAAAACAGCCGACGAACGCGCUCACGUCCCAGCAAUGAUUGUUCAACACAUUCUUAAGCGCCAUUUUGGCCUCGAGGAAGACGCGGUUCAAAGCUGGCAGUCCUCUUUUGACUCAGUUCUCCGACUCCCCGAAUCCAUUUCAAGCAAGUACCUUGCUUCGGGUGUUUCAACCGGUUUCAAAGGCGCUAUGACGGCGUUUGACAACUUGGUGAAGGCGAUCAAGGCCUUGGAUGACGAGCUCCCAUUAACCCUCUCCACUGUCAGCCCCACGUCAGAACUUUUGCGGUAUACCAGCGUUUUCAGUCCUGUCCCCCUACCAGCAUCCUUGGCAACGUCAAUGCCACCCUAUACUCGCUAUCUCACUCCCAUCGAUAUCGUUCUCGAAUUCGAGAAGUCAUCCAAGUGGCCUGACGACCUCCGAGCAAUUCAAAAGAUCAAGCUUGCGUUCUUCGAGCGGCUCGCGUCGGUCCUGAUGGAAUCCGUGUCUGGCCUGAAGGCGAACGUAGUGAUUGGUGCUGGCAUGCAGGAGUCCGAUAUUAUCGAUAAAGCGUACCUGGAGAUCGUUACUUCGGAAGGCUGGGCCUUUUCUGCGCGGAUAUGGCACGACCGGGAAGCAACGCUUCUCGAUCGCAUCAUCGAUGACAAGCAAAAAGUCAUGCCGCAUAUCGCGACGACGAAAGAGGUGAAGAAGGGGAAAGACUAUUCUGAGGGUCUUCUGGCCAAGGAGCUGUACAUCAGACGCUUCAUUCACGCUCCCCACCAUCAUCGAGCCAUUGCAGCUCUUUGCCAUAGGUUUACAGCGUUCUCCGGUACCGUUCGUCUUGUCAAGAGAUGGCUCGCAUCGCACUGGCUGCUACAAGGCCACAUCACCGAGGAAGCUGUUGAGAUCAUCUGUGCACACUUCUUCGUCGGGGACGGACGCAAGCUCGCGAUCGAUGCUGACGCUGAGCAAGCUGCGUCGCAUCUGGUCCCGAGUAGUAAAGAACGUGGCUUUGCAACUGUUGUCCAGUUCCUAGCUGAGUGGAAAUGGGAAGAUGGCUUGUUCGUUCAUUUGUACGGGCCCAAGUCGCCGGAAUCAUCCAAGCCCACAGCUAAAGGCCCAACUGAGGGUGUGUGGUCGAUAUCAACGGAGGUUGACAGCGAUGGGCGGAUGUGGACGUCCCAUGGGCCCGACAUGGUGGUUGCUUUCCGAGUCCGAGCUUUGGCGAAGGCAACCUGGGACUACUUGCAAGGGUUGGAACAGGGUCAAUUGAAUGUCCAGUCAAUGUUCAUUCACCCUACAGAUGAUUAUGAUUUCAUCGUCCAGUUAGAUCCCAUGGCGCUGGCACGGUAUCACCACAACGUCGCUGCCGAUCAUAGCUUCCUCAGUAAACAAGGGAAAUACGCUAAUCAGCAGCAAUGGGAAGUCAACGCCGACGUCUUGCCCGGCUUUGACCCAGCUCGGUUCCUGUUCUCAGACCUGCAGCGAAUCUAUGCGGACACUUUCAAAAUAUUCUUUGACCCAUACGGCGGUGAUCGAUUCGGAGGCGUCUGGGACCCUACCUUGAGGCAACCCAGACCGUUUAGAGUUCUCGGCGGGUUUUCAAGCAUUCCAUUUGCAAAGGAAAGCGAUAAAGCGAAGGAGAAAGGUUUGGUUACGCUAAACGAGGAAGCAAUUCUUGGUGAGAUCGAGAGACUGGGGACGGGUCUCAUCAAACGCAUCACAGUCCAGUCGAAAAGCUGA